AUGUCCCGCAUUGAGCUUGCGGCAUUCGGUGAACUUAAUGAACUGACUACCCUGGAUUUGUCGCACAAUAACAUAUCUGUUCUACACGCUUAUAUGUUGGAUGGAAUUCGCGGAAAUCCUGAUGUGAUGUACAUUCAUGACGGAACAUUCAGCGGUUUGAACGUCAGCACUCUGGACGUACAAUUCACUGGGAUAUCGGAAUUGAACUGUUCAGACUUCAGCGGUAUAGGCGAAAAAGUGUCAAGGAUAUAUUUGCCAAACAACUUGUUGAACCGUGUACCGAGUUGCACUCUAGCCAGGUUCAACUCGAUCACAAAACUGGAUCUGCGUAACAAUAGCAUUAUUACCGUAAGACCAAGCGAUUUCGAGCAUUUUCCACGUCUACAGACAUUAGAUUUAAGUGCAAAUGGAAUGUCCCGCAUUGAGCUUGCGGCAUUCGGUGAACUUAAUGAACUGACUACCCUGGAUUUGUCGCACAAUAACAUAUCUGUUCUACACGCUUAUAUGUUCCAUGGAUUGACGGAGCUGAAAACUUUGGAUCUCGAUUUUAACAAACUUACAUCGCUAGACGACAAUCUUUUCGAUGACUUGACGAAUUUGGAAAACCUGUACUUACGAAACAACAGAAUUAGUGGCCUCUCAAAGAGGACUUUUAGGAAUCUUAGGCGACUUGGAUAUAUAAGCCUGAUGAGAAACAAAUUGACUCAUUUGUUACCUGAAACUUUUGCAGGACUGACAAAUCUUUACGGAUUGAGUCUUCAUGACAACAGGCUAAGAGAGAUUGGACCUAGGAUGUUUGUUGGCCUGUCUAAAGUGACGUUCAUAUAUCUUAGUCUUAACAAAUUGACAGUGAUUAACAGAGAUGCGUUUGUUGAUUUUCCUGUUUUAAGGUACCUUAAUUUGACCGGUAAUGCUAUCCGAAAUAUGCAAGCAGGUAACCCCUUAACGUGUGGAUGUGAGAUUGCUGGGUUAAGGAACGGCACCGUGCCGGACAAGAUAGACUUGGUACGCUGUCAUUCUCCUCGGGCCUUUACCGGGUAUCUCGCCGUGUGUUUUCCGCUAUCGGCAUGUUCCGGAAGUGUUUCUGUGUCAGUCAGUGAUAAGACUAGAUGGCUGUGUGAACAGGACUCCAAUAUAAAACUGUCAAAUCUAACUGUGACUGUUGAAAACGGUGUGGUCAGCGUUACCUGGACGAAGACUGGACCCGGGAUGAUGACAGGUUACAGAGUAGAAUACCAUCCAGUGAAUGAUAUUGGUAUGGGAGGAUCCACUUUAGUUCACCCGGAAACAGAAAAGGUGCUUCUUGACGAUCUGUCAAAGGACACGACUUACAACAUAUGUGUUUUCGCUGUGGUAGGUUCACGGAGGAAAAGCCCGGCGGUUUGCACGGUCAUACUUGUAAUCUCUGCAAGAAACGAAACACCUUUUGCUGAAGGUGGUGUCGUUAUUGGUCUAGCCUCAGCUUUGGGGUUAUGUGUUCUGUUAGCAGGAGCUGUGACGAUUUGCCUGUAUGUACGAAAGCGUAGAUCAGGUCAGAAUCAGUCGAAUAAUUCCUCCCUUGACACUGCGCCUGGUUAUUCACAAUCUGUGUCGACAAACCCUGUAUCUGCACCCACAAGUGCGUGUGUUCAAGCAGAGCCGGGUGAUGAAAUAGACAGUGUGUAUAUUCGACGUCCGAACAACGAGAGUCAAACUGAAGAUGGGAACAUAUACGAGAAGAUUGGCACAUCAACUGCGUAUGAAAACACGAGUUUCGGUUCAUAA
Molecule: messenger RNA, 1764 nt
Organism: Liolophura sinensis
Lineage: Eukaryota; Metazoa; Mollusca; Polyplacophora; Chitonida; Chitonidae
Product: leucine-rich repeat-containing protein 70-like
Exons: 3
Coding region: 1-1764 (587 amino acids)
Molecular function (GO): protein binding
Source: RefSeq, a predicted model, not a curated record